Molecule: messenger RNA, 1680 nt
Organism: Trifolium pratense (red clover)
Lineage: Eukaryota; Viridiplantae; Streptophyta; Magnoliopsida; Fabales; Fabaceae
Product: ankyrin repeat-containing protein BDA1-like
Exons: 2
Coding region: 76-1404 (442 amino acids)
Molecular function (GO): protein binding
Source: RefSeq, a predicted model, not a curated record
AUUAUAUAUAUGAGCAGUAGAUGCUUGAAAUAUCAAAUAGCCUAGCCAAGAGUUUGCGGUUAAAAUAUAAUCCAAAUGAGCAAUCUUGUUGAUAUAGUUAGACCUGCAGCUGAAGAGGGUAAUAUAGACCUCCUCUACAGUGUACUUAAAAAUAACCCAUCAAUUUUAGCGGACAUAGAUUCAGAACAAUUAGUUGAAACUCCUUUGCAUAUCGCGGCAUCUAAGGGGCAUAUCCCUUUUGUCAUUGAGAUUAUGAAUUGGAAACCUUCAUUUGCUUUGAAACUAAAUCCAGAAGGAUUGAGCCCUAUCCACCUUGCGAUACAAAACAAGAGGAUGAUGUUGUGGUUUGUUGACAUGAAUAAGGAACUUGUUAGAGUCAAAGGGAAGGGAGGGUUGACUCCUCUUCAUCUUGCUAGUCAAAUUGGAGAUGUUGAUAUUUUAGCUGUGCUCAUCUGUGCUUGUCCGGAUUCCCUUCAAGACGUGACUGUGUGGGGUGAGACUGCUCUUCAUAUAGCUGCCAAAAAUAACAACUGUGAUGCUCUUAAUCUCCUUGUUUCCUUUCUUAGGAAAUAUACUGGCAAAAAUGCUCAGUGGUUAGAAAAUAAAAUAUUAAAUUGGAAGGAUGAGGAUGACAACACCAUUUUACACAUUUCAGUACAAAAUAACCAUCCAAAGAAAACGAUUUUGUUGUUGUUACUGGCUGCUGAAAUAUAUCGGAACGCAAAGAACUUGAACGACCAAACAACAUUAGACGUGGCAAUAAGUGUAGAAAUUAAAAAAUUAUUGUCUCGUUGGGGAGUAAAACCUGGCUCAGAAGUCAUCAAUCCUCGAACACAAACAGAAAAGAUUAGUUCACCGAUCACUGUUAUAGGUGUGUGCUCCAAGUACAUAAAUCGUUUUAGAAGUACUGUAUCGGAUGAGCAACGUAACAUUUUAUUGAUAAUUUUCACUCUUAUUGUAACGGCUACCUAUCAAACAGUACUGAGUCCCCCUGGUGGAUUACAUCAAUCUGAUGCUGCUAGUGACAACAAUGCAAACAUCAUUUCUUCCAAUUCUACUAUCUCUUCUACACUACCAAGUGCUGGGAAAUCGGUCAUGUCAAAAAGUGUGUUCUUUUGGUUUUCAUAUUUGAAUAUGAUUUCCUUUGCGAUAUCAAUGCUACUAAUACUUGUUAUGACCCCAGGAGGGAUGAUGGAUUCACCAUUGUUCAUGCUUCCAAUGAGUUGUUUUUCCAUUAGUUAUCUAUAUUCUAUGUGGAUGAUAUCCCCUACACAUUCCAAUACCGUAGGCGUUUUGAUCUUCAAUUUUACAGUUCUGUUUGUCAUGCUUGUUGUCAUCAUUAUUUCACAGUAUUAUAGACUUAAAUGGGUGUUGAAUAGGAGGAAGGUUAUUGUCACGAGAUAAAUAUGAUGGCACGGUAGUCACUCUUGACGUACAUCUGCAACUCAAACCAAUGUCAGACAGGUUCACAAACAACAAUAUACCUCAACGUGGAUUGGAUUUGCAAUUUUCUCCUUCUCAUUGUUUUCCUUAGCAAAUUAUAAGUCAUUGUAUUCAAAUAAUUUAAUCAUAUCUUGUAUUUUUAUUGAAUGUAAGUGCAUAAUUGUUGUUUGGAUGAAAAUUGAUUACUCAGCAGCAUGAUGUGUGAGUGUGAUGGUCUUUUGCAAAGAUUGAUUCUAU